AUGGGAUUCCCUCAAAGGAUGACUGAUUUGAUAUUGAGUUGUGUUUCUACAGCAACAUUUUAUGUUCUCCUGAAUGGGAGACCAAGGCAUCCUUUUUCAUCCUCUAGAGGCUUACAUCAAGGUGAUCCAUUAUCGCCAUAUCUGUUUAUUCUUUGGGCAGAGGUCUUUUCUGGUCUUCAUUUGAAGGCACAGGAAGAUCAUAUUCUUCAUGGGGUUCGGUUGGCGGUUCAGGCACCGGAGGAGGAGGUGGAUGUUGUGAAUCAUGUGUUGACAGUGUACCAACAAGCUUCAGGGCAACUUGUGAAUUUGGAUAAGUCUGAAAUCUCUUAUAGCCGAAAUGUUUCAGAAGAUAGAAAACAUGUCAUUCAGGAUAGAUUGCAGGUUAAGGUAGUGGAGAUUCAAUCCAAAUGUCUUGGCUUACCUACUUAUGUUGGUAGAUCAAAGACACAAGUAUUCAACUUUGUCCAGGAAAGAGUUUGGAAGAAACUCAAAGGGUGGAAGGAGAAAUCACUCUCCAUGGAGGGACGUGAGGUCUUAAUUAAAUCAGUUGCCUAA
Molecule: messenger RNA, 555 nt
Organism: Lotus japonicus
Lineage: Eukaryota; Viridiplantae; Streptophyta; Magnoliopsida; Fabales; Fabaceae
Exons: 2
Coding region: 1-555 (184 amino acids)
Source: RefSeq, a predicted model, not a curated record